Colletotrichum higginsianum IMI 349063 is the source of this 1671-nucleotide messenger RNA. RefSeq lists its product as uncharacterized. The transcript has 3 exons. The record is from RefSeq and is a predicted model, not a curated record. Lineage: Eukaryota; Fungi; Ascomycota; Sordariomycetes; Glomerellales; Glomerellaceae. The coding region runs from base 1 to 1671 and encodes 556 amino acids.
AUGGCAGUACGCCAGAGCCCCACCAAACUCGACCUCGACGACUGGGAGGAGGUCACUGAUAACUUCUCCGUCAUGUCGCUGUCGUCUUCCGACGACGAGGAAGAAGUCGCUCCUACCGCAUCGUCCUCGACGGCACCACGCGGCGCUCCUCCCGACUACACCGAGGCCGAAGCGAACAAGAUACCCGGUAGACUUUCGCGGCCCGACCGAACACAAUCCGUGUCGUCAGAGGUCGUUGGCGAGACCUGUACCCCGCGUGAUGAAGCCCGGUCAUCCACUUCGGUCGGCACUGGACAGGCCCCUGACCGUGUAUACAAGCCCUUGGCUCGUCCUCAUACCAUGGUAAAAGGUUAUCAGCUUCCAACCGAAAAGAUUGCGAAGGCUGUCAGCGCAAGCCAAGAGGCAUCCACAAAUGCUGGAGGGUCUCGUGAGCACACCACUGCUGUUGCUGUGAGCCCUCAAGAACGCAAUUCAAAGCGUCUCGAAUGGUUGGGAAGCCCCUUGCGACACCAAUUCUCUUCACUCCCUGUGCCCCCUAUUCCAAAUGAAGGGAUCCGGGACAGCUGCGAGUCCGCAUACGAUGUCGAAGCCGAGGAGGACAUGUUUUUGAUGCGUCGUCGCCUAACCAGGACCCGCAGUUUCCAGGAAGAUGAAGAGUCGUUGAGCAAACCUGAGGGCACGCUGGGGGAGACUCUCGAUCUAGACGACUCCUCGAUGGAUCCUGUCUUCAUCAGCCAGGCACUCGAGUCAAUGGACGAAUACAUCACGGAUACUCUCAAGCUCACCGACACGCUGCUUGCUGGCCUCAAUAAGUGUCUUGGUAUCACCAGCAGCUGCCACGCCCUGUUGGCGCAGAUCACCGAGCUCCGCCCCAUCCUCGCCGAGUAUGCAGCCCAGUGGGAGAAACCUCUUGGGGCGAAAGACAUACCGCUCGACCCUAGUCUGUCCUUGUGGUUGUCGUCCCUGCGGACCAUCGUCAGGAAGUUGCGGAGGCAGAGCAAACUUUGGCGAGCCCUUGCCAACACUGAGAAGGGCAAGAAGGUCCGAUCAGCAUUGGUCAAGUUGGACGAUGCGCUGGACAAUCACAUGAAGCAGAUGAACGACUUCCUGCCUAUAAUUCAGGUCGACUUCAGCGACUAUCGGACCCAGAACAUGCCUUUCCCCACCGAGGAUAUAGAUGAGGCACACAGGUCCCCUAAGCUUGCAGGCAACAUUCCACCUCGGCCCACUGACCGCCUCUCCCAGAUUCGGAAUGCCAUGUACCGGUUGAAGGACCAGCUGCAGAAGACGGUAGAGGUUCUGGCAAUCAGCCAGAACUUCCUCCCCGCGGCUGCGUCGGGGAGCGCUUCCGAUACUGUGCGACGCUUGGGGUCUACCUUCAAUGCCGUGUCUCUCGCCCUGACUAACAACGGCUCCGAGUGGCUUGAAAGCGACCUCGGCCGCGCCCAAAUCGGGCUGCUCUCCCACGCCGAGUUCAGCAAUCUGGACCCCAACACUCUCGACGGAUUCAGGUGGAGCGACGAGAUGGUGCGCGACCACUACGUGUGCAUGCUUGUCGAGCAGCAGCAGCUCGACGCUCUGGCCAGUAUUGCCUCCGUCUUGGAGGAGCUGAUGAUGCCCAAGCAUCUGAAGACCAGGACGGAAUUCGACGACUUCAUGAAGGACAUGUAG